Molecule: messenger RNA, 2622 nt
Organism: Sphaerulina musiva SO2202
Lineage: Eukaryota; Fungi; Ascomycota; Dothideomycetes; Mycosphaerellales; Mycosphaerellaceae
Exons: 1
Coding region: 55-2622 (855 amino acids)
Biological process (GO): mitotic G2 DNA damage checkpoint signaling; double-strand break repair via homologous recombination
Cellular component (GO): Mre11 complex
Molecular function (GO): protein binding; damaged DNA binding
Source: RefSeq, a predicted model, not a curated record
ACAACAACGACGAUCACGACGACCACGACCACGACGACAAGGACGAGCACGGUGAUGUGGGUGCUGUCGUGGAACGACCGCUCGAUUUGGCUGCGUCCUGGCUCGAAACAUCUCUUUGGGAGAGCGACGACCAAACCGGAGGGCGUGGAGCGACACCACUACAUCUCGGACAAGUCCGUGUCGCGUAAGCACCUCUGGUUCAUUGUGGGCGACGCGAGUGACAGUACAGACCCCUGUAGCAAGAGCAGUAUCACCAUCGUUGGCGAGGGAAAGACGGGGACAUGGCUCGAUGAACAGCGGCUUCCUGCCGAUGAUCAGACCAGGACGCUGUCUGGGACGAAACACUCCUUCAGACUUGGCGGUUCAGACACCACACUCGUCCUUGAGUGGCGGCCCAUUCUGAUUGGCUUCACCGCUGGCGUCUCGAGGACCGCGAAAGCCAACGGGACAGCAUUGUCUGCAGAGCGCGCCACGUUUGCGGGCUGUGAUAUCAAGCUUGCACCGGACUACGUUGCACACCACACCACGCACACAAUUGCGAAAAAGCGGAAUACAGGCGCCGUUCUACAUGCUUUGGUGCAAGGGUCGUGGGUGGUGACAGUGUCUUUCGUGGAGGCACUGGCAGCAGCCUGCAAGCAGGAUGGCAAGGACCAAGACGGCAUACCGCGACCAAGCCUUCUCGAGCAGGACUUUACCAGGCACUGGCCGCGAGAGGAGGACUGCAUAUGUCCGAGCAGCACCGAGCCCGUAGCGCGAGACGAUAGCUGGCUCAAGCCUGAUACUGCCCGCGCGGAGCUAUUUAGAGACUACAUAUUCGUGUUUAUGGAUCGCUCGCAGCAUUCCACUUUGACGCCUGUCAUCAACGCUGCGGGCGGCAAAACGUUUUGCUGUGAAUUUCAGGCUGGCGAGACUUCCAUCGAGUCCGUUGUCGAUUAUGUGAAGGAGCUUGCUGGCAAGAAAGAUGCACUCAAUUUGUCGCUUAGCGGAGAGCCAGGGCCUGGUGGCAUUGUUACAGUACGCGUGAAGGAUGUGGAGAAGCUUCGUGAUUUUCACGUCGAGUUGGACAGCAUACUUGACCAAAGAUCGAUUGAGCAGACCGAGCUACUGGACAUCAUUCUUUCUAAGGAUACAAGUCUGCUACGCCAGCCACCACAAUCCCCGCCCAUGGGUGUGAGUGGAGCCGCUCGUCCUGGCAGUGCAAGUGACUGGCCGGUGACGAGCUCCAUCCCAGCUCCAUCAGGCAUUUCUGCAAUGCCGCAAACAGCGCCCUCCGCGGAAGAGGUAGCACAGCCAACUCGAAGCAUCGAGCCUGCACAGGAAUGCACUACGCAGCAGGCGGAAGAUGUGCUAGCGCCACCACCUGCUAAGAAGAGACGUAGAUUCGUAACACAAAAGAUCCGCUUUGACGACUUUGACCCCAGCGCAAUAGUGCAUAUAGCUUCGAAAUCACCAGAACCAUCGAUACCACAGCCAAGCCACAGUCAGGCGCCCGGCGCACAGGGUAGUGAUGUGGAUGCGACACGUCUGCAUUUUCCCACAAGCGUUCCACAGAAGCGGUCCGCCCCAGCCGUAGAAGAUGAGCCAGUACGGGAGACUGCAGAGCAGAGACAUGAACGCAUGUUCCCUGGUCAGGCAGCCUUGAAGCGUCGCAAGACAGAAGAAGCCAACAAGGCAGCCGCGUCCCGACCAGAGACGACUCCAGCACCAGAGGUGCCCAUCAGGAAGGAUGAGCCGAAGGCCGGCAAGACCGAAAGCAAAGCCAAGAGAGGGAAGAAGGAGGUUGACAACCUCCGAGCGAAGAUGCUCGCUAAAAGAGAGGCACAAGAAGAAGAGCACCGACUAGAUGAGGAAGAUCUGCGAAAAGGCAUUAAAGAAGAAGAGCUGCCAACAUUUGGUAAUCCUGACGAAUAUCCGGAUAGGUUUCCUAAGUUUGACUUGCCUGUACGGGAGUGGCAGCCAUCCAUCACCGUCAGCGAGAACCCUACAUGGGCUGGUCGACCAAAUUACAAAAAGUUCAAAAAGAAGAAGCCCAAUGGCCAAGAGAAUAUCGUGGAGGCGUCCGGUGAUGAUCCGCGACGCCAUAUUAUCGUUCUUGAGGACAGAUCAUCGCGUAACAGUGGACUGGGAGAGGAGUACUGGCUUGAACAUGGCGACGUGAACCCACGCAAAGUCAAACAGAAUAGCGACCAGUCCAAGUCUCGAACAGAUUCCCAAGCCCGCAUCGCGCAAGGUCGCGAUGGCACAUCACUGGUCGGCACUUCAGCCAGCCACGGCGAGGGUAGUGCCCGCGCGGUUGAUGACGAAGACGAACGCACCGUCUUUCGUCGGCGUCUGCAAAGUAGUCGAGAGAUGGACGAAGACGAGGCUCGAUCGAACAAGAUGUUCGAUGCUCCGCAAGGAUCGGAGAGUACGUCCAAGUCGACGAGCCAGUCUACACUUGGUACGGAGACGCAGAAGAAGGCUACAGGAAAGAGACCUGCCACGACUGGGCUGGCGGCGCCUGCGACGAAAAAGGCGAGACAGACCAUCACCACUUCCUACAGCAGUAGAACUGCCACGCCCGCUGCAGCGGAGUUGAGCGAGGAUGAUGAUCCCAGGGCUUUCCGAAGACGAAGACGCUAA